CAAUGGAGCAAGAGGCGUUGUACUGAGACAGCGAGCAAACGUUGAGAGAGAGAGAGAGAGAGAGAGAGAGAGAGAGAGAGAGAGAACAACAACAACAACAACAACAUGCCGAAGAAAUACAUAUACCCUGCUGAAACACUGGACCCGUGAACGGAAACAACGUCAAAAUAAAAAUUAAGAAAACGUCAAGAAAUUCUCAGGGACCUAUCAGGAGGACAACAGUCGGUGUCAGGCGGCGACAAAGCGACAGGAAUAUCUUUCAAGAGAAACACAAACUAUGUAGCUAAAAUCCGUGAUGGCGCCAAUGUUGCCAGUUUUUUUUUAUGACUGACAAAAAGUCGCCCGGUCAUCUUAUAAAUUAGCCUGAUUUUUAGUUUUUUUAAAAUUUUUUUUCCCUCUUAUCUUUGUCUGCCCUAUAAAAGAAACGGGACGUAUAAUGUCAUGGAUCCAGGGAGUUAUGGAUUCUUGAAUCUCUUUGGACGCAGGGAAUGCAAAACUGCAGCACAGACGAGAACAAACUGAAAAUCCAGCAGGCGUCUAUUGCAACAGGCCUUGUGGAUGAGAGAAUAAAGCUUUGGAUUUACUGCAGGAACAGAAAGAGGAAGAGGGAUGAUGGACGGCAACCAAAGAGAAAAAAGUCAUGUUCCACCACAACAAAGGCAAGAAUUUCUACUGAAGAAAGCACACAAAAAGUUUCCAAAAAGACGAAUCAAGAUGUUGUUGUGGGGGUGGACUCUGACUGUAGCAGGCAGGGACAAGGAGACCCAGGCCAGGACUCGGCAUCAUCCUCUGAUGAUGAGACGAAUAGAACCACGCCAGACCUGCUCGUCCAGGACCCAGGGAAAGACAGUCCACAAGAAACAGCUGCCCACCUCAUACAAAGUGUUGAGGGAAAGGUCCAGGAGCUCCACGCCUGUAAUUGUGACGUCAUUGUCCUGGUCUACAACCACACCAGCGGCUGCCUUUCCACAACAGGAACGCUGAAAGGACUGGACUUCCUAAGUUCUCAGAAUCCAGGAAUUGACUUGCAGUUUGCAGCAGCUGUAUCAGUGUCUUCGUGUGACUAUACUUGAACAUUGUGAAUGUUGAAGACUUGGGAAAAAAUCUGAUUUCCAUCCUGAACUGUGGCAUGUUUCUGCUCUGAAGCCAAAUAUGAACAACAAAUCACAAAGUCGGCUCCCUCUGUACGCAAACAUGCAAUUUCCUGAUGCAGCCACGUAGAGUGGCGAAGCUUUAUCAUGCAGUGUGAAAUGUUUGAAAACUAAACUAAUACUUGAAACCCAGAAGGUGAAGUGCAAGCACAACUUGAACAACAGCAGGCUGUUGAAAGACAAAAUGUUAGGGAUUUUCUUCUACUGUUUAAUUUUCUUUUUCUUUUUUUACUUACAGUGUUAGCCCAUGUUUUGUCAUAUUAUCUCAGCAGUCUAUGUUAAAAGCUGAAAAUAAAUGUCCACAUGGUCUCUCCAA
Molecule: messenger RNA, 1467 nt
Organism: Xiphias gladius (swordfish)
Lineage: Eukaryota; Metazoa; Chordata; Actinopteri; Istiophoriformes; Xiphiidae
Exons: 6
Coding region: 489-1073 (194 amino acids)
Source: RefSeq, a predicted model, not a curated record